AAGACGAUCGCGCUGAUUUAAUCAGGAAGUCCAAAAUCAACCAUUGCUGUUUCAAAAACAAAAUUAAAAAAAAUAAAUGGACAUCGUGUAUCAUCUACAAUCAGAUGGUGAGUUUGAUAGAAAACCAGCGAAAUCUCUUUUAGAACUUAAACAAAAUGAAUGAAACAAGUUAAAUUAAUGGAUCUAAAAAAAUGCUUUUGAAAUUAUGGAUUUUGAUAAUUUUUUCGAGCUGCGCGUUUUGUUAUGAUGAUACCCUUAAAGUUGGUGUUAUUCAGAACAGAGGAGAAGAAACGACUGAAGAAUUGUUUCGUAAAGUCUUGAACAAGGAGCUUCAAUCUGGUCCAUAUGUCGCAUUCCAAACAAUCACCGAAGUUGUACCGGAGGAAGAUGCCUGGUACUACCAUCGGGCUGUGUGCAAACUACUUACACAAGGCGUACAAGUGAUUGUUGCUAAUACAUCAUCGGCAACAUUCCCAAUUCUUGCAUCCUAUUCCAAUGAGUACAAAUUCCCAUUCAUUAGUCCUGAUUUACCUGAAGCACCUGAAGAUCCGAGAUCUCCUGAUCUGAUGGCCAAAUAUGGAUUUGGUAUUCGUCCAAGCACUACACGAGCCACCUUGGAUUUGAUUCGAUACUUUGGAUGGCAAAACAUUGUUUACAUAUACGACGAUGAUUUUGGUCCAGAAAAACUUCAGAUCAUGUUUCGCGUCGCAUACUCAGUAUUAAAGCUACAUUUGUUUGGAUUCUUAAAAGCUUCAUCUGAUAUAGACGUUGUGCAAUACCUUACAAAGUUAGAUACUUCAUCCAAACAAAACAUCAUACCUGUCAUACUUGACAUGGACCCAGCACUGGCAACUGACAUUCUUCUGAGAUUUGUGCAUGACCAUGGAGUGCGGAAAGACAAAUUUCAUUUCCUUCUUGUCCAACCGACGCUGGAAGAUUUCUGGAUAUCACAUGAAGCAGAAUUUCGAGUCUUGAAUAUUACUAGUUAUCUCGCAGUCACCCCUAAUUUUAAGAGAUUCAAUAGGGUCAACGAAGAAUGGAGAAGACUUUACAAUUACGAAGGACCAUUUCCCAAUUCCAGCCUCAAAUUAUCACAUUAUUACUACCAUGAUGCUGCUCUGGUUCUAGCGAAAGCAAUGAAAAAAUUGUCUUUUCGUGGUUCUUCAGUAAGAUACCGCAAUCCUUCUUUUGCAGUCAAAUUCCCAGGUUGCUUUCAAACACCUCACACUGAACACAACUUUGGCUAUCCUCAACACAUUAGUCUCUUAAAAAACGUUGUUGUUGAAAGAGGCUUAACAGGACACAUCGAAUACGACAGAUGGAAUGAAACGCAGAGCAAAAGAAAGGAUUUUAAAUUAACUAUUAUUCAAUCCACUCCUGCUGGUUACCAAGAAUUCGGAACUUGGUCCGUCUUAGAUCACGGACUGAGAUUUUCCGAGAGACCAGUCAAUGAUCAACCAGGAGCUUUGCCUUUAACAGAUAACAAAUUAUUAGUAGCAUCCAAAUUAAAUGCUCCUUAUUUGAUGCUAAAAAGAGGAGACAACGCUAGCCAGCUACAAGGAAAUGAUAAAUAUGAAGGCUUCUGCAAAGAUCUAAUGGACAGUAUAUGCGAAUCAUUGCACAUAGAAUGUGAAAUAAAACUGGUGGAAGACGAUACUCACGGCAGAUUCGACCAAAUGAAGGGUAGAUGGACUGGAAUCGUUGGCGAAAUUAUUCAAGGAAAAGCGGAUGUGGCUAUUGCGGACUUAAUCAUAAGGCCAGAACGUCAGAGAGUGGUUGAUUUCACCGAUCCUUUCGAAUUGGUGACUUUCAGCCUCCUUAUGAAAGAUCCAGACACCAUCGAUUCUUCACAUUCCAGUUUUUUCCUAUUUUCGGCAUUUACACCAGAUACCUGGAUCUGCAGUUUAAUAGCUUUCGCCAUCUUCUGUGCUCUUUUUCACUGCAUAACUAUAUAUACUGGUGCUCCCGACAGCAUUGAAUCUGCCUCUGGUAUUUGGGGGAGAAAAAACAGUAUUGUCGCGAAUGUAUGGUUUGCAAUUGGCAGCUCAUUGAUGCAAGGAACAGGAAUGAAUCCCUUGAAAAUAGCUGGCCUCAAGUUGGAAUAGUUAAACCUAGUGGAAUUUCACAACUUAUUAAAAAAUCAUCAUUGCCUCUGUUCAAAAGUUUCAGUGAUUUUCUUGAAAAUAACCCCAGUGUAUUCGUCUCGAGUGCAGAUGAAGGUGUCCAAAGAGUUCGCCAAUCGAAUGGAGGAUACGUACUUCUAAUGAAUUCAGCCAAAAGUUCUUAUGAAGUUCGCCAAAAACCUUGCAAUCUAAUUGAAAUUCACGAUCCUUAUAUCUAUGGCGGAUUCGGAAUCGCAACUCCUCUUAAAUCACCACUGAAAAAUAAGAUCAAUGAUGUUUUGGCUUCUCUGACAUCAAGUGGAUUUAUAGGUGAUCUUCAUAGAAAAUGGUGGGUAGAAUCUAAUCAGUGCAGGGAUGGAAUUGCUAAUACAGAAAUUUCACCAGGAAGCAUUCAUUCUUUUUCUGGACUCUUCUACCUCUUAAUAAGUGGAUGUAUCAUUCUUGCAGUUGUAUUUGCCAUACAAUUCAUGCGAAAGAUUCAACGUAGAGAAGAUCGAUUGCAACAGUUAACAUUUGAUGAUAAAACUUUGGAACAGCAUCUACCGGAUCCUCCUCCUGAAUUAUUGGAAGAGCAACCUCCUGUGCUACAUCUGCCAGAAAUAGAAAAAAGAGAUUUUUGUGAUUCGGAAAGUUUUAACGAUUUUUUCGAGAGAAUGAAAGCUGGCAGAUGAGAAUGCAAAUUUGUUUAAAAAUCGUCUGCAUUUUUUAAAGACUUUUUAAAUAUAUAACGAAUUUUAAUUGUCAUAUCAAACAUGUUAUUUUUUAAUAUAUAUUUUGUAUUUUGCAUGUAUACAGGGCUCGAUUUGUACGAAUCGCAGUUCGCAACUUGGUUAAAAAGUAUGUUUAAUAUCCCAAGAGAUAGAAUAAGAUAAUCCUCAACCAAUUUUUUUGAAAUUUAAAGUUGGAUACAUCUAAACCCUGGGUGCCCUCUAAGAAAAUUCCAAGACUGAACUUAUUUUUUGGCCUAUUAACAGUCUAGUAUUAACUAUUAUUUUAAAAUAUAUAUAACUCUCUGACUGAUUACUUUAAAAAAUAUAUUUAUAUUUUCAUGAAUUUCUAUUUUAUUUUUUACUGCAAGCAAAACAAAAAUAACUAACACUUUACAUCAAUCGUUGAAUAAUACACAACUUUUUCUUGGAAACUUUUUACUCUAUCAUCAUAAAUGUUUGCUUUAACUCUUUAAGUAAUUUCCAAAAUAUAAUCUUUACGUUACAUUACCCAACAUUUCAAAAUAUUAGGUUUAGAAAAUGCUGUCAUAAGCAGAUUCAGACUAACCAAUACAAAUUUGUUUGCAUUUGUCUUUCUUUUAUUGCGGUUUGAUAUCAUUACUUGAUCAUUUACCAAUAAUUAUGAAAAAUAAUGUUUUCAUUAAAAAGUGUUAAUUUUUAUUGAUUUGUUUUCAACAGAAAACAUUUGCUACAUUUUAUUUUAGAAAAAAAAACAUGUAAAAAAAAUCUUUAAUUACUUUCUUUUUCUUCUUUUUUUGAAAAUUUGAUUUAAAAAAUAAAUUGGAAAAAAGAUAUUAUAAUUUGAGAGCGGAAUUUAGUCCACUAAUCUUAAUUCAAGACUAAUUUCAGUCUUCAGGACUAAAGAGUGGCACCCAUGACGGGAGCCCCUAUCAUAUUUGGCGAAUUGCAAAUAAUCGAAUGUACAAUGCAAAAAAAAAAACAAGAACCAAUCCUUUAAAAGUAAACAAAAGUUGUGUUAACCCGAAGGUGACGCCAUUGAAAGCAAAGACUGCAAAGUAUACCAUGGAAAUAAGAUUUCAGCAAAACUGAACAAAAGUUGUCGCCAAACCAAGGAGCCCCCGAUUCUACGCUAGAGCCUAGAUCGGUAGUAGUUCAAGUAUGAAAAUUAAUUCGUAAGAGCUAAGAUAAACUGAUUUUUAUUUAUUCAUUUCUGGUCUAUCGAUUCAUUCUCUCUAUAAAUCUAGCCCUGCAUUUAUACUAUGUUUUAAAAAAUAAAUCAUUUUUCAU
This is a messenger RNA of Parasteatoda tepidariorum (common house spider), 4099 nucleotides long. Lineage: Eukaryota; Metazoa; Arthropoda; Arachnida; Araneae; Theridiidae. The record is from RefSeq and is a predicted model, not a curated record.